Messenger RNA from Teleopsis dalmanni, 1172 nucleotides. Its product is annotated as fibronectin type 3 and ankyrin repeat domains protein 1-like. Gene Ontology annotation, molecular function: protein binding. Bases 89 to 1156 code for a protein of 355 amino acids. NCBI's taxonomy places the organism in Eukaryota, Metazoa, Arthropoda, Insecta, Diptera, Diopsidae. The transcript is spliced from 4 exons. The record is from RefSeq and is a predicted model, not a curated record.
ACAAGAUAGAAAUAUCAAACUUUUGAUGUCUGCCAAAAGGACAUAACACCAAACAUACAAAGAAAAAAAGGAGUUAAGGAUAAGCAAUAUGCAAAAAUCCGUUGAAAAUUCUGAUAAUAGUGAGGAUAUGUGCAAUAGCUCAACACCAGAUGGUGAUGUCAAAAAUGUGAACGCAGAUGAUUGGAAAUUGAAAGUGGAAAAACGAACGGACACUAGCAUUACCAUAUCUUGGGACUUAAUUAAGUCGGCUGAUGUCUAUCAAGUUGAACAACAUCACAGAGUCAGAGGUUGGCACGAAAACUUUGCUGUGGAUAUAUUAAUAUAUUCACUAAGGACUGGUCAGUGCUCAGCGACGGUAAAACAUUUACCUGAAAAUUUUGCCUUUAAAUUUCGAGCGAAAGCACUUAAGCUCAACAAGGAGUUGGGAAGAUAUGAGGAGUUUAAAAAAACUGAGGAAUUAGUGGCCUGCACUUUAACUGCAUUACCUUCAACUUUAUCCUUGCAUCGUGCCAUAAAAAAGGGCGAACGAUUUUUAGUGAAACGUAUAUUGCAGUGUAGACCCAAACUUAUUGAAUUACCCGGUCCGAACGAUUAUUUGCCAUUGGCAAAUGCGAUUAUAUACGGUGAAAUGUGCAUAAUCGAUAUAUUGGUAACGGCAGGCGCAAAUAUACGAAUCGGCAAUGUACAAAAUGGCAGAACUCCUUUGCAUGUGUGUAUCCGAGGCUACGAAAUGCAAAAUAUUCGUACGCUAUCAUCGAAUGAAAUAUUUUUACAUAAAAAUACAUUUCCGUUGCAGUUGACCUUUUAUCAUGGAAAUCUGGCCGCGGCUCGUAUGCUGCUUAAUAUGGGAGCUGAUCUAAAUGGCACAGAUGCCGACGGUAUGACUGCAUGCCAUUUCGCAGUGGAUGCAAAUCAGUAUGAAAUGCUUAAAUUUGCACUUGAUAAUGGCGCAAAUCUGGAAGCGAAAGAUGCAAGUGGUUGGACAUUGCUUAUGCGUGCAGUGGUUAUGGAGGCCAACUUGAAUGUCCUUAAAUUGUUGGUUACCAGUGGCGCAGAUAUGAAUACACGUGAUAUGUUUGGUCAAACAUGUGUGGAUUUGGCGCGACUAUAUAAUAAUGAAAUUGCUAAAGAAUAUUUUAAAAAUAAUAAAAAAUAAAAAAAUAAUUACUUAA